Molecule: messenger RNA, 5475 nt
Organism: Polyodon spathula (Mississippi paddlefish)
Lineage: Eukaryota; Metazoa; Chordata; Actinopteri; Acipenseriformes; Polyodontidae
Product: DIS3-like exonuclease 2
Exons: 21
Coding region: 119-3412 (1097 amino acids)
Biological process (GO): miRNA catabolic process
Cellular component (GO): exosome (RNase complex); P-body
Molecular function (GO): RNA binding; 3'-5'-RNA exonuclease activity
Source: RefSeq, a predicted model, not a curated record
ACGAGUUCAUGCCGGUGAAGUCUUGGCCGGAACAAAAACCUGUUCUACAAACUUAUGAGAGAGAGACUGCUGGAACAAACAAAACUGAUUAUUUUUAAAAGGCUCAAACCAGUACAGCAUGGAGCACAGCAGACAGGCCAAGGGGUCUAACCUAUCUCGGGAGUUCAGACGUGGGCAGAACCACAUGGCAGCACCCCAAAAAGAUGCCUACUCCAGGCUGCUAAGCGAGCACCACAGCAGCAAGUUCCGUUCCUACCUCAACCAAUUUGCUCAGCAGCAGCAACAAAUAGAGGAAAGUCAUGGGCUCGCUGUUUCCGACCCCAUCCCAGACACCUCAGAAGCUCGUUCAUGGAAAGGGGAAAACAAGAUGAGGAAGACUGGGGUUAGGAAUGAGUACUCCACCUCCCCAAAUAAGGGGGCGCAAACCGAGAGCACCCUUUCCCUGUAUAUGGAGAAACUGAAUGAACGUGAGGAAGCUGGGGAGACCCUGGGGGUACAGCAGGGCAUGGCUGUCAGGCAGAGGCACAGCAAAAGGAAGGAUACCAACACUAGCCAGGACGGAGACGUGGAAUCUGGGGGUGAGGGAAAACAGACAGGCUCAAAGACUCAGCAGCACAAUGCUUCUUUAUUCAGGGGGCCUUCUGUUGAAAUACCCAGGCUGCCGCAUACCUCCGGGAACAAAGGGAUGACCCAUUCUCCAAGACAAGGUGCCGUUUUUCCAAAUCACAGCAGCGGCGGGGGCCCUGAGAAUCAGCAGGACAAGAAGAAAAAACUGAAGAAGAUGCAGAAGAAAGGGCGCCGUGACAUGAGGCAGGACGGUUCUGAAUAUCCGGAUGGGGAUUUGGUGCCUGCAGGGCACGUUCCACGUAGCGCUGAGAAGCAGUCUCUUUCUGAUAGAAUGACUGCAGGCCAGUCCCCAGGUAGAGGCUCCAGUUCUAAUGUGACUCCCAGUGACAAUGGUAGACACAGGUACAAUCCAGGCAGAGGAAGGAAUAGGCAAGUGUUUGAACCUUACAUGGCACCUCAGGAUGUGUCAGCAGGACUGAAGAGGUCUGAGCUUCUUCAGGGUCCAUUGAGAAUUAACCCCAAAAAGUACCAUGAGGCCUUCAUUCCUUCUCCUGAUGGGCUCCGGGAUAUCUUCAUUGACGGGAUUGUGCCUCGCAACAGAGCUCUGAAUGGCGAUGUGGUCGUGGUCAAACUCCUCCCCAGAGAGCAGUGGAAGGUUAUUAAGCCUGAUGAGGAGGAGACAGUGAGUGAAUCUGUUGCCCCUGGUGACCCCAGUGAGCGGGCGGGCAGUGCAGCUGCAGGCAGCACUACAGUAGAAGGAGGAGGCAGUCUGGGUCUCAUCAUUGAGGCACAGUUUGACAGUGACAAGGAUGGGCCAGGAUCCAGUCUGCUUCAUAACAGCAUGAAGAAUUUAAACCUCAAUACAGCAGGUUCAGCUUGUCCAGAAAACGGUGCAACCCUGACUUCAAAGCUUGGCACAAUCGAUCCCAGAAAUCUUGCAGAUAAGUUUCUUCAAAGGACUGCAAAAGUGGUGUAUAUUGCAGAGAAGAAACACUCUCGAGCUGUGACUGGGUUCCUAAAGUUCCUGCCUGACAAGGAGUUUGCCAUGUUCUCUCCGGUGGACCACAGAGUGCCACGGGUGAACGUGCCGUUGUCAGACUGCCCUGAGAACUUCAGCGCCCGCGCUGCCGACUACACCAACACCCUGUUCGUCUGCCGCAUCACGGAGUGGCGCGACAACAGCAAUUUUGCAGAAGGGCGGCUUGCUAAAAGCCUUGGACAGGCAGGAGAGAUUGAACCCGAGACGGAAGGCAUUCUGAUGGAGUAUGACGUGGAUUUCUCUGAGUUUUCCAAAGAGGUUCUAGGUUGUCUUCCACAGUCUCUUCCCUGGACAAUCCCUGCAGAAGAAUUCAAAAGGAGAAAAGAUUUAAGGAAGGCAUGCAUAUUCACUAUUGAUCCAGCCACUGCCAGAGAUCUGGAUGAUGCCUUGUCCUGCAAACCUCUCCCAGAUGGAAACUUUGAAGUUGGAGUUCAUAUUGCGGAUGUCAGUUAUUUUGUGGAAGAAGGAGAUGCUCUGGAUUCCAUUGCCAGCAGAAGAGCUACCAGUGUCUACCUGGUGCAAAAGGUGAUCCCCAUGCUGCCCAGGCUCCUGUGUGAAGAGCUAUGCAGUCUGAACCCUAUGACUGACCGGCUGACUUUCUCUGUGAUCUGGAAACUCACUCCCCAGGGGAAGAUCCUAGACGAAUGGUUUGGGCGCACAGUCAUCCGCUCGUGUGUGAAGCUGAGUUAUGACCAUGCUCAGAGCAUGAUCGAAGCCCCAGAGAAGCUGUUCUCUGCAGAGGAGCUGCCCCCGUUCUCCCCAGAGCACCCCGUGGAUGCGAUCCACCAGGCCGUGCUGAACCUGCACAGCAUUGCCAAGCAGCUCCGCAAGCAGCGCUUCGAAGGAGGAGCCCUGCGGCUGGACCAGUUGAAAUUAUCUUUCACGUUGGAUCGCGAGAGUGGGAUGCCCCAAGGGUGCUAUGUCUACAAGUACAGAGACAGUAACAAGUUGGUGGAGGAGUUCAUGCUUCUAGCGAACAUGGCCACAGCCCAUCAGAUCUACCGGUCCUUCCCAGACCAGGCGCUGCUGCGCUGCCACCCGCCACCCCAGACCAAGAUGGUGGACAACCUGCUGGAGUUCUGUGACCAAAUGGGGCUGAAGUUGGACUUCAGCUCUGCAGGUGCUCUCAAUAGAAGCUUGAAUGACGGGUUGGGCCUGGACGAAUACAGCAGUGCAAGAAAGGAGGUCCUGACUCACAUGUGCUCUCGCCCAAUGCAGAUGGCUGUGUAUUUCUGUACUGGGGUCCUGAAGGCGGAGGCCCUAUUCCGACACUACGCUCUGAACGUUCCCUUCUACACCCAUUUCACCUCCCCAAUCAGGCGCUACGCUGACGUCAUCGUGCACAGGCUGCUGGCUGCCUCGCUGGGCUGUGGGCCCCGAGUGAGAUUGUGUCAGAAUGACGUGCAGAAGCAGGCGUCCCAUUGCAACGACAAGAAGAUGGCCUCCAAGCGAGUGCAGGAGCUCAGCACAGAUCUCUUCUUCGCUGUCUUCGUCAAGGAGUCUGGCCCCCUGGAGUCUGAAGCCAUGGUGAUGGGAGUCCUGGACCAGUCCUUCGACGUGCUGGUGUUGAGAUACGGCGUGCAGAAGCGCAUUUACUGCAAUGCUCUCCCACUCCGGGAUUUCCAUUUCCGUAAAGUGGGAAAGAAGCCGGAGAUGACGCUGAUCUGGGCAGCAGAGUCUGAGUCAGAGGCUCCAGUACAGCAGGAGCUCUCAAUUUUCACGCUGGUGGAUGUGGUGUUGAAGGCUGAAGGCUCCAUGAAAUACAGCGCCAUUCUGAAACGACCGAGUGAGACGAUGUCAUGCUGAAACGACAGAGUGAGAUGAUGUCAUGAAAUCCAGAGGAAAAUACCACGGCCUCCCCGAAUGGAGUUUCCAAAAGCUGCUUGGAAAAGAAAACACAAUUAUUAUGAAAAGGUCAACAAUGGGAUGAUGCACUCAUGUUUUAAAUAAGUUUUGGUGUUUUAAGUUUGUUUUGGUGCAACGCAUCUUUACAGUACCUAUUUUUUUUAAAUUAUAUAUUUUUAUGUUCUUUAGUUACGUUUUUAACAGCAUCUUCCACAGUGGCAGGAGAACUGAAACAAAAAUGAGUGGUUACAGUUUUAUUCACUGAAGACAGCUCCCAAACCCUUACAGUUCAGGACACACAGAGCCAGCUCUGGAAGGACACAGGUUCUGUUCUGGCUAGCUGCUUUGUAGAGCUGCUGGGAAAAGUUAACUUUGUGCUAAUCCCUAUGGUAUGAUUUGUGUUUACAUUUUUAAAUGCUGUAAUUAAAUUUGGGGUUCUUCUUUAUUUUUAGGUAAUUCGUUUCUAAUAGACAACGCUCCUUAGUUUUGCACCAUGAACAGUCUGUUUUCCCUUUGGCACUGGAACAGCCUAACCGUUUGUGCGUCUCCAACUUUGGCUGCUGUAGUAACAAUGUGUUUGGUCUCUCCAGCUUCCUGUUCUCUAACAGUCUGGUGGGGGGGGGGGGGGUAUAGGUUCUCGCCCGUUGUUUCGUGUUUACGUAUGUUAUUGAAUUCCAGGUGUUUACGCUGUUGAGGUACGACUUUAAAGAACAAUUGGGUAUUGUGUUUUGUUUUAUUUUUUUCUGAACCAAAUUAAGAUAAUAACCACUAAGCCACCUAACUAAUGUCUCUUUGGGAUUCAAGUGCAGCUGCUGUAUUUGAGUAACACAUUUGUUUAAAGAGCUGCAGUGUAACUGGAAUUCCAAGGGCACUCAAGUCAAAAACCAUUAAUAUAGAAUGCAAAUCCUUUUUUUUUUUAUAAUUAUGGGUUUGAUAUUCCUUCAGCUGUUUGAUUAAAUUUAAUUGCUCGCUGCAGAAAAACAGAAUGUGACCUUAAUAGUCUUUUAAAUUUCUUUGUGAUUCAAAAUGUGGUGCUAGAGAAAUGAGCUUAUUAAAAUGACAUUUUGACAUUUCAUGUCAGGUUACUUCAUUUAUAUAAUAAGUUAAACUUUUCUGAAGGUCACAUUUUUAAAUUAUUUAAUGAAAACAUUGACAGGUGGCAGAGCAAUGUUUUCACCAAGGAAAAUGCAUUAAAUAAAUAAAUACAUGCAUGUGCUACUCCUUAUUCAACACAGCUUGUCUGACUGCGUAUGAAAUGUAGAUUUUUAAGAAUGCUAAAGAUCAGCUGUAGCGAUUGGAAAGAAUAGGUAGUUUUUGGACAAUAGAUCUUGCUAGCUGCAGCAUAGCUAUGCCAAGUUUAAGCGUCUGUUUACCUUUGUGUGUCAAGCUGACGUGCGGUUUUCCAGCAUUUCUGCUUUUGCGGCCUGCUUUGCCGUCUGUUUUGCCAACAAGUGACAAACGAAGCACAACCAAAACUUGAAAUCCGAAUCACACUGUAACCAGUGCCCUGCCAUAAUGCUGAGUGUAGGACUCCACACAAAAGCUCUGUUGCCUUUGUUUACAGUUUGCUACUACUUACACCCUGUGCCAUGACAUUCUCCACCUACUGAUCUUUUUCAGUGCUUCUGCUCAACGUUGCAUACAAAGAGGGUCCUCAAGGCAUGGCUCUUGACCACUGUUGUGGGCACCAAGGUCACUUCUAAUGAUUGUGUUAAAGGAAUGCUAUCCAAGGUUAACAUUAUUACUGCCCCUUUAUCGCACUGGAAAUCUCUGAUUUCUUUUGUUCUGUUAUUCAUGAUGUGCAGAUAUUUCAAAUAAAUCAUUAGAAAACCUGCUGCGUUCUGGUACCUGUGCUGUUGGUCACAUGGUCUGUGAUUGCAGCAAGGCCGUUGGAGAGAAUCUGAACAACAAAUGAAGCGAUUGGGAACCAGAAUGCAUUAUCUGCAUAAUGUCGUGGAACUUUUCAGGUCCGCAACUAAAAGAGCCAACUGCACUAGGUGUUCAGAGAUAUAUAAAGCUUUAUU